CGUCACAAAGAUUCAGACGAGCGAAGGAUUUCCCUCUCCCUAAACCAUAAAAGUGUAUGUCCAAAAGUAGCUUUUCACCAAACAUAGCAUCCAAAUUACAGACUCAUUUCUGCUCUCCAUAUCCAGAUGUUACAGAGUUAUUCUCUCCAGCGAUACGUUUUGUUUUCUCUAUAUAAUCUUUCUCAUUCAAGACUUUUUUGUGGUUUUAGCUUGUUCGUUUUUUUCAUGGUUGUCUUGUGAGACAGAAAAGGAUAUCUUUAUAGCCAUUGGAGUGUAAAAUCGACGAUUUAUGGAUGAAGGAUUGCAUCGAGCUGCUGCCAUAUUUAAAGUUUGACUUUUGGACCAAUAUACUACGUUGGGACUAAUAGUAAAAAAUGAAAUCUGCUGAAGAAGAUGCACAAAGCUACCCCCCCAGUGUGGCCCUGUCCCUCUCCCUGGAUAAUCCCUGCCUUCUAUCCCAGUACCACAGCCUCCAUCUCAGCCCUGCUGCCCUCUCUCUCUGCCCGUCCCCUCGCUCCGAGCCCCCCCAGGACAUGAGGGGGGUGGGCGCUAGCCUCCUGCCCCCAGGGGGGCGUCCCAGCGAGGCGCCCGCCCUCGAGAGCCCUCGCAUCGAGAUCACCGCCUACGGCCAGUUCCCCGAGGAGGAGUCGGAGGACAGCAGCCUCCCUGCGGUCAAACCCGUGGCCUCGGUGGUCACGCUCUCUCUGCCGCACGCAGACGGUUACCGGAACCCGGGCUGCCUGAGUCCUGCCAGCAGCGCGUCCUCUCGGAGCUGCCACUCAGACGCCUCCUCCUACGAGUCUGGCUUCUCCUACACCUGUGACCACUCCCCCCAGAACUCCCCCUGGCAGUCCCCCUGCGCCUCCCCCAGAGGCUCCUCCUCCCUGGGCCUGCCCGGGGACCCCGGCUCCCUCUCCCCCUCCACCUCCCCCCGCUCCGGGGGACCAGAUCUCUGGAUGGGUGUCCAGAGAGGCGGUUCGCGGCCUAGCUCCCCCGGGAAGAGGAAGUACAGCUUCAACGGCUCUUCUUCCAUCAACCACCACCCCCCCCACCCCCCCUACACCCCCGAGCCCUCCCCUGGGCCAUCCCCCCACACCUCCCCCCGCCUCAGCAUCACGGAGGAAUCCUGGCUGCCCAACACUAACCAGUACACCAACUCGGCGAUCGUGGCGGCCAUCAACGCCCUGACCACGGAUGUUGGGGUGGAUUUGGGGGAGGGGAUCCCUCUGAAGGCCAGGAGAACAGGCCUGGAGGCCAGCCUGCCAGCAGGCCUGAAGGUGGAGCCUGGGAGGGGGGGGCAGCGCUCUGAGGAGGUCUGUCAGGAGGAGUACCUGGCCUCCUGCCUGCCCUUGAAGAAGGAAGGCUACUGUGGAGGCUUCCUGGAUGUGCCCCUGCCGUACUCCUGGUCCAAACCCAAACACUAUCUCAGCCCCUCUCUGCCUGGCCUCGACUGGCAGCUACCCUCCAGCAUGGGGUCCUACAGCCUGCAGAUCCUCGUCCAGCCCAAGUCCCACCACCGCGCCCACUACGAGACCGAGGGCAGCCGGGGGGCGGUCAAGGCCAUGGGGGGAGGACACCCCGUGGUGCAGCUCAGCGGCUACGACGGCAGUGAGCCGCUCAGCCUUCAGCUGUUCAUCGGCACGGCGGACGACCGUCUCCUGCGCCCGCACGCCUUCUACCAGGUCCACCGCAUCACGGGCAAGACGGUGUCCACGGCCAGCCACGAGACCCUGCAGGCCCAGACCAAGCUGCUGGAGCUGCCCCUGCUGCCUCAGAACAACAUGAGGGCCGUAAUCGACUGCGCGGGCAUCCUGAAACUUCGUAACUCUGACAUCGAGCUACGGAAGGGAGAGACGGACAUCGGCCGCAAGAACACGCGUGUGCGGAUGGUGUUCCGCGUCCACAUCACCCAGCCGUCCGGCCGGACCAUCUCUCUUCAGGCUACAUCCAACCCCAUUGAAUGCUCCCAGAGAUCGGCCCAGGAGCUUCCCCUGGUGGACAAGCAGAGCCUGCAGAGCUGCGCUGCUCCUGGGGGGGAGGUGAUGCUGCUCAGCGGGCACAACUUCCACCAGCACUCCAAGGUGGUGUUCUUAGAGAAGGCACAAGAUGGUCACCACCUGUGGGAGACAGAGGCCAAGGUGGACAAGGACUCGUCCAUAUCUACGUCCCUCCUGCUGGAGGUCCCUCCCUACCGGAAGCAGAGUUUGUCCAACCCCGUCCUCGUCAACUUCUACGUUUGCAACGGCAAAAGGAAAAGGAGCCAAUACCAGAGUUUCACCUAUGUGUCUGCUAACAUUCCAGCCAUAAAGAUGGAACCUCUCGACGACUUCGAAGCGUCCCUGCUGCGUGCCCCCUCUGGCCUGGCCCCAGCCCCCAAGCCCCCCACCCCUCUCCAGGUCACACCCUGCCUGAUGCCCUCUGACCUCCGACCCUGCCUAGCUGACGGACCCUACUCCCCUUGCCAACAGAGACUGGAACAACACCACCCCCUCUCCUGUUCCUCCUCACCCAGCACCAGCCCCCAACUGCACCCCCUGUCCCCCUCACCUCUCUCCCAGUACGUCCCAGCAGGUCCUCCCCAGCCUCGCGCCCCACCGUCCCCCACCCCUCACAUCUCCAUCAUCCAGGAGACCCCGGGGCGGCUCCACCCACCCGGCAGUGCCUCCUCCUCCCCCGCCUCGCAGCCCUCCAGCCCUGCCGCUGGCCCUGAGCGGCCCCUCUCCUCUGCCUGCUGCCAGACAUCUCAGCCUGGCCACAGCAGCCCCGUGGCCCAGCUGGCCCCCAGGACCCCAGAGGUCAGCCGUCUGCCCUCCAGCCUUCACAAGGAUGGAAGCCCCCCCUCGCUUACUGUCAGCGUCAAGCAGGAACCACAGGAACUGGACCAGAUGUACCUUGAUGAUGUUAACGAGAUCAUCCGGAAUGACCUCUCCAGCAACUCUGUCCAAAGCAGCGCGUAGCAGAGGCCUGAGGGGAGACAGCAUACCAAACAUGUUUACAGCGUCCACGUGGGCAGGCAGGACAGUAGCGCACAGGAGGCCCAGGAGACAGAUAAUCGUCCAGGUUGUACAUUUCACUGAAGGACGUUAAAAUAGACUUAACAUUCAAUACGAAAUAAAAUGUCUGAUCCGUUCUCUUACGGUCAUGUUGCAUGUACUUUGUAUCUCUCAAAACAAACCCCACCAGAGAGUAUGACUAGUGGACCAUUGACUUUUUAGCAAUUUGUAAAUGCCUAACAGUUAGUUUUGUAUAGAGCUUUAGUUUGGAUAUGUAGCUCUGUUGGUUGUUAAAAAAACGAAGUGCCUUUUGACUGGAUAGGGAACAUAUUUUUUGUUUAUCAAUGAUUAAAGUGUAUCAAAUAGAAUGUUCGGUUUACCUAAUUUGUAAUAAUGAAGCACCAACUCCAAUUGACCAAUGGUAGACUAGCAUGCCUGUUCAUUGGACUUCUUAAACGACUGCACAUGUUUAGGUGCCGCAAUACAUGAAGGAAUAGUGUCAAGUGCUGCAGCAAGAGGUGUUAAUCAAGCCUCCUGUUCCAUUUCAUGGUCAGGUCCUGUAGAGGUUAAACUGAGAGGACGUAAGGAUCAUAAACAGACGGACCUUUCAGCAUCUCAGUUCUUGUGUCCUGUGCAAUGAUUUGUUUACUAUCAAGUCAUCAACUCAAUAUUAUAAAGUCGAGAAUAUCAGCCCUUAUUGAUCCCUGGAAGGGAUGGAAAUGCCUGAAGAAGUUAUCUUAUCAGAGACUGUAUGGAUGAAUAAUAUCAUAGGUUUGUCGUUUUAAUUUACAUACUGCAAUUUUCCUGUAUUCCAAAGAAUCACUGAUAAUGAUGAAAAGCAAUAUUCUCAUGUUCAAGAUAAAAUAUCUUUUUUCUAUUGUCAUAUAUUUCUAUAUUUGUAGCAUUUAUACCUAUGUUUAUUUACACUUGGUCAUUGUAGAACAUUUCUAUCUCUGCUCUUUACACAGAAAUACUAAUAUUCAUUUUUUUCUGUUUUUGAAUGCAAUUCUGAAAACAUGCAUAAUCCUUGGUUUACCUACUAUGAACUUUGAUUGUGUCUUAUGUUAGCACAGUAUAUUUAUGUAUAUUUAUAAGUCUUAAUUCAUAAGGUUUAAGGAAGAUGAAAAAUAAAGAAAUGUUAUUUGGACUGUGCAGACAUUUGUCUGUGAACCCCAACUCUGCUUGUUUCAUGUAGCCUGUGUUGUCAAAUAAAUAAUGGAGUCAG
Hypomesus transpacificus is the source of this 4218-nucleotide messenger RNA. RefSeq names its product nuclear factor of activated T cells 1 (gene nfatc1). Lineage: Eukaryota; Metazoa; Chordata; Actinopteri; Osmeriformes; Osmeridae. The record is from RefSeq and is a predicted model, not a curated record. Bases 375 to 2957 code for a protein of 860 amino acids. Gene Ontology annotation, molecular function: RNA polymerase II cis-regulatory region sequence-specific DNA binding; DNA-binding transcription factor activity, RNA polymerase II-specific; transcription factor binding. Gene Ontology annotation, cellular component: transcription regulator complex. Gene Ontology annotation, biological process: calcineurin-NFAT signaling cascade; cytokine production; regulation of transcription by RNA polymerase II. The transcript has 10 exons.